CUGUUUGUGUGACCUUGAUGUAGUGAUAAGGGUUUUAAAUCUGGAAAGAAAAGAGCCCUGGUCACAACACACACGCACAGACAGACACAGGCAAGUUAUUAAUAACUUGCCUGUUGCUGGCCUGCUGACAGUCCUAAAAGCCUGACAUAGAAUAUUACUGUGUGUGUGUGUCUGACAGUUCCUAAAUGAAUUCCACUACUGACAUCCCCCUUUAGAUUCUUCUGUUAAUAGCCAGGCAUGGAAAAAGUGGGUGUCACCUAACUGUCUCAUUCAAAAUGCACACACACACAAACAAUAAUAUUUAUAUAAGUCAGACAGCGCACGUCUCCCUCUAACUGACAUUCACUUGAUUACAGACGCUGAAACACAGAGUCAUGGCUGACAACCACCCAGUCUGGCUUUCAGUGAAGAAGAGGGAGAAGAAAGGAGAGAGCAAACCACUAGAGAAGGAGGAGGAGCAGGAGAAGGAGCAGAAGAAGGAGAAAGUGUUGAAGACAGGAUACCAAGUUGUGAAGACGGGAUACCAACACCAACCAGGGGAGGUGAGGAAGAAGGAGGGAGGCGGAGAGAAGACAGGUGGAAUGGAGGAGAUAACAGAGGUAGCAGAAGGAGGAGUGGAAAAUGGAGAGUUUGAAACCAUCGAGCUGCCACCAUGGGAGAUCGUCACUGGGGAGCAGAUGAGUCCGUUCUACUUUAAGUUCCAAUUCCGGAACGUUGAGUAUUCAUCUGGCCGUAAUAAGACGUUGCUAUGUUACCGCGUGGAGACUCCGGAGGGCGCCACUGAUCCACUACAGGGAUACAUAGAGGACGAACACGCCACCGCACACGUAGAGGAGGCCUUCUUCACACGGGUCCUCCCCCACUAUGACUCCUCCCAGGAAUAUGAGGUCCGGUGGUACGUAUCUUCCAGUCCUUGUGCAGCCUGCUUCACCAAGAUGGCCGAUGUCCUCAGACUGAGAAAGAAUCUCCGCCUCUACCUCCUCAUGUCCCGCCUCUUCCUGUGGGAGGAGCCUGAGAUAAAGGUGGGCCUGCGGUGCCUGGCGUCACUGGGUGUGAGGAUAAGGAUGAUGAAGCCGUCUGACUUCUUGUCUGUCUGGGAAACGUUUGUAGAGAAGGAUGAGGACAUGACCUUUAACCCCUGGGAGGACUGUCAGGACAACUACCAAUACUACCAGUACAGACUCAACACCAUCCUCAAGUAAAGGUGCAGUCAAAACCAUUUCACACCCCCACACCCUGACUACAACUACAACCCCAUCUACACGUUCUCCAACCCCAUCUUCACAUCCUACAAACCCCAUCUACACAUCCUCCAACUCCAUCUACACAUCCUCCAACCCCAUCUA
Molecule: messenger RNA, 1346 nt
Organism: Oncorhynchus mykiss (rainbow trout)
Lineage: Eukaryota; Metazoa; Chordata; Actinopteri; Salmoniformes; Salmonidae
Product: putative C->U-editing enzyme APOBEC-2
Biological process (GO): cytidine to uridine editing
Cellular component (GO): nucleus; cytoplasm
Molecular function (GO): cytidine deaminase activity; RNA binding
Source: RefSeq, a predicted model, not a curated record